This is a messenger RNA of Tetrapisispora phaffii CBS 4417, 1074 nucleotides long. It is a transcript of the gene SMA2, whose product is annotated as Sma2p. NCBI's taxonomy places the organism in Eukaryota, Fungi, Ascomycota, Saccharomycetes, Saccharomycetales, Saccharomycetaceae. The transcript has a single exon. Bases 1 to 1074 code for a protein of 357 amino acids. The record is from RefSeq and is a predicted model, not a curated record.
AUGUUUUUCAUUAAACGGUUCAUUAUUUGGGGACUUAUACUUGGUGUCAGUGUCACCCAAAUUUUACUUUAUAUACCAAUAUUCACUUGUAGGUCUUCUGGGAAAAAUGUUUUAUGCUCACCAAUAUACAAGGUUCAGCUCAUAGAAGAUUCAAAGUUGACUCACGAUUUCAUAGCUACAUUGAACGAGCUCUUAAGACUCCUUUCAUAUUUGACAAUAGACAUGGGUUGGGAUGGAGAGAUCACAACCCCCACAAUUUAUGACAACGGAUACUUGGAUAAAGCCAUGAAAGAGAAUAACAUUUUUAAAGUUAAUUAUUUUGGAUACUGUAAGUUUCAAGACAGUAAAAAUGACUACUGCUCAAGAUUAACAAGUAGUUGUUUAGAUUUGUUUGGGACGAUUGCAAAAGAUAUGGGGGUUUAUUUAUCACGGUAUACAUCAAAUUACAAAACCAACCCAGAUGUAAUUGGUUCCUCAUUGCAGCAGUUUUAUUACUUAACUUUGCUGUCGAUUUACAAGUUUUUGAAAAUGGAUCAUAAGAACGACAAUAAUUUCUUGCAAAUUCUGUAUGGGAUUCAUAAUGUUAAGGUAUCCGACACAAUCCAUGUUUAUUCUGAUAGUUACAAAAGUGCAGUAAUUACGUUAUAUAUUUCGAUGAUUUCAAAUAACGUACUUAAAGACUUAUUAUUGUUGGAGUUCACCGCUGUAAUACUUCUGUUUUUAGCGAUUUCUGGAUUUGGUGCAUUGUUAUUUAUCUGGAAGAAACAGACAAUACUGCCACUAAUUAUAAUGAUAAUUUCCAUAAUUUCUUUUAUGUUAUCUUUUUUCUCUUUUGCAUCAACAUUAACUAAUAUAUUAUCUUUGAAAAGAUUAGAAAGAAAUGAAGAUAUUAUUGAAAAUGGAUGGGAAAUGUUACAAGUCACUUAUGGAUCAGGUUUUAUAUUUGCAUGCAUACGUCAUAGUCUACAGUGGGUUAUAUUAAUAUUAGGAAUAGUGGUAAAAAAAUACUAUUCAGUAGUCCCCAAACCUCAGCCUGUUAUCCAAAAUGAGAUAAAAGAAGAAGAAGACAAAUAA